Prorocentrum cordatum is the source of this 1010-nucleotide messenger RNA. NCBI's taxonomy places the organism in Eukaryota, Dinophyceae, Prorocentrales, Prorocentraceae. The record is from the annotation of a GenBank genome assembly.
UUGUGCUACUUGCCGAUGCUGGUGGGACUCCAAGACGACCAGUACGUUCGGCUGGUACGAGUGGGCGCUACAACGAAAGAACGUCGAGCCCCGCGGUCCCAUGGAGUGGAGCGUGAACCCGACUUCAAAGGGACAGGCAAUGGCCCAGGAGAUCCGCCGAUUCGAAAGGCUGAGGCGAAUACUGAAGCAGAGCAGAAGAGGCCUUCGGCCUUGGGUACGCUGGGCCACAGACUGGCAGUCGCACCAGCAGUCUGACGCACUGGAGAUGGAUCAGGGGAAGCUGCUGCGCUUGCAGGUGGGCGACUGUCCCGAGCUCGAUGCCCUGCUCACGAAGGCAGCGACCACAAACAGCGGCCCCACGGUGCAGCCUCCUGCCCCAGUGCUCGAGGAAGAUGCGGCGUGUCGACCGCGACGGCAUGCCUUCAGCGGCAGGCCCGGCUCGGGACAUUGUCGCCGGGGUCGACGUAGCGGGCGAGCGGCUGCUCGAGUGCGGGGCAGACGCCCUGCAGGCGAGGAAGGACAAGUUCUGGUCACCAAGGCCGCGCGGGAAGCCGCCCGCGCCGCUCGCGCCCUUUCUCUGGGGGCACCGCCGGCGGAGGCUCGGCGCCGCUCCCAGAAGGUUCUCACGCUGCACGGCGAGCUGUUCACGGUGGAAGGGGUCGGGGUACCCGAUGGGCAGCUCGAGGAGUGGAAUCGUAUCGACGCAGACUCGGCCAAAGCGAUCCAGCGAGAAGUGGCCAGAGUGCUGGGCCCCUCGGCCGAGUGCCCACGGUCCCUCCGCGCACGGGCGAAGACCGUGCGGGAACGCCUCAGGGCCAGGGCAAGAGGGGGCGGACCAGCAGCAGCACCAGCAGCCGCAUCCGCGUCCGCAGUGUGCUGUCGCAGCCGCAGCUCCGCCUGCGGGUCCCGACGGCGAGCCGACCACGGAAGUCCCAGAGGCUGAGCGGCAUGGAGUUCCGCCGAGGGCCCCGUUGGGUGCGUUCACGUGGCGCCGCCGCGCCCACUUCGGC